AUGGCCGUGGUGGUGGUGGUGGUGGUGGUGGUGGUGGAGGAGCACCAGCUGAGCGUGCGCCCGCCUGGCUUCAGGCCGGUCAUCAGGAAUAGGCUCCUCAUGGCCUUGGAUUUUCCCCUGCUCGUCUCUGAUUCCUUUAUAACCCCCGCGUCGUCGCCCGUCGGUUGCGCUGCUGACCUGGUGCGACUGCUCUCCUCGUCCGCCGUUAUCCAGGAGCUUGCCUCGCUCUCCCUCGCUCUCUUUCUCCAAGCGCGGCUACUGCCCUUUUCCGCAGCAAAGGUGCUUGUGUUUGGGCGCUGCAGCCCCCCCGGCGCCAUCAUGCGCGCCUCUCCCGUCCUCUUGGCCCUCUGGGGUUUGGCCGGCGGUGCGCUGGCCGACCCGACCUGGCCCUCCGAAGUCGACGAGCUCGAGGAAAUCAUGUACCAGCUCACCUCGUUCCGCGCCCGCAAGUUCGCCGACACGGUGAGCCCCUGCACCAACCAGGCCUCGGGCCCGGGCCGCCUCAACGCCGCCGAGUGGCUCCGCACCGCCUUUCACGACAUGUCGACGGCAAACUUUUACUUCAAGACGGGCGGCCUCGACGGCUCCCUCCAGUACGAGCUCACCAACUCGGAGAACACGGGGCCCGGCCACAAGACGACCCUCGAGUUCAUGUCCCGCUACGUCUCCCCCAAGUCCAGCCUGGCCGACCUCAUCGCCAUGGGCAUCUACACGUCGGUGCGCUCCUGCGGCGGCCCCGCCGUGCCCAUCCGCGCCGGCCGAAAGGAUGCCACGGGCAAGGGACCCACGGGCGUGCCCCAGCCCCAAAACUCCAUCCCCAUCUUCCGCCAGCAGUUUGAGCGCAUGGGCUUCACCAACGAGGAGAUGAUUCAGCUUGUCGCCUGCGGCCACACCCUCGGCGGCGUCCACCAGCAAGAGUUCCCCGACCUGACGCCCCCGGGAGUCAAGGACGGUCAGGCGCCUUCGGACUCGACUGCCGCCGUCUUCGACAACAAGGUCGUCACCGAGUACCUGUCCGGCAAGACCAAGAACCCCCUGGUCGUCGGGCCUUCGGUCAAGGCCAGGCGCAACUCGGACUUCAAGAUCUUCAACUCGGACAACAACAAGACGAUCGAGGCCAUGGCCGACCCCGUCAAGUUCAAGGCCAUCUGCAAGAAGGUGCUGCAAAAGAUGAUUGACGUGGUGCCCGACGGCGUCACCCUGACGGACCCCAUCGUCCCCUACACCGUCAAGCCCGUCAACCAGCAGCUCACCCUGGCCAACGGCGGCAACGCGCUUGUCUGGACCGGCUACAUCCGCGUCAAGACGACAGGCCUGCCCAAGAACAGCAUCAAGAAAAUCAGCAUCAACUACAAGGACCGCAAGGGGUCGGCCGACUGCGGCUCCAGCUCCUGCACUGUCACCAGCACCGUCCAGGGCGUCGGCAAGGGCUUCGACGAUACAUUUUCCUUCUUCCCCAUCCAGACCACCAUCCCAGCUUCGUCGGGCAUCUCGUCCUUUACCGUCACUGUCCACGGCGCCGGCGGCGAGAGCAAGCUCUACGACAACAACGGCAAGGGGUAUCCGAUGCGGGACGACGUCCUGUUCCAGGCGCCGCAGAGCUGCAUCCGGGGGUCCACAGGCGCCCUCACCGUCGUCGCCGCCGUCCGCAACGACGUGGCCGGCCGAGGCGACCCCAAGGCCACUGUUUGGUACAAGGUGCCCCAGACCAACAGCCCUCUCCCACAGCUCAAGAAUGAGUCCAUCGCGCUCAAGAAGGGCAAGUGUGUGGGCAAGUACACCCUCUUCGCCUCCGAGUACACUGUUCAGGGUGGCUUGGCCUAUGAGUCGCACGUCGACGUCACCGCCGACGGCCAGACGGACGGGUUCAAGAGCCUGGCCAGCAUCGGUGGCACCUGCGCACAGUUUGCCGGCGCCGCGCCCUGCGAUGCGGCUGAGCCGCCAGCCAGCUCAUCGGCCGCAUCGACGCCUGCCGGGUCGACGUCUGUGGCGUACAAGACGCUGGGUCGCCGAGCCGUGAACACGACCUCGACGGCGGCCCCGACGGCUCCUCCUACCACGACCGUCUCGACGGCGGCCCCGACCGUGACCCCACAACACCGCCAGGCCGUUGGCGGAUACAGGCUGGCGUCUUGCUGGACCGAGGGCAACGGCACCCGCGCCCUGUCUGGCAUUUCGUUUGCCAAUGACACGAUGACGCUUGAGAAGUGCAUGGGGUACUGCAGUGCAUACAACUACUGGGGAACAGAGUAUGGCCGAGAGUGCUACUGCGGCAAUUCGCUGUCGCCGAGCAGCCAGACAGCGCCCCUGGCCGAGUGUAACAUGCCCUGCGGAGGCAACGCCAGCGACUACUGCGGCGCGGGCAACCGCUUGGAACUGUACUCGACGACGAGCGCGCCCGUGACGCCGACACCGACGGCGACGCUGAUCCACAAGCCCACCGUGGCCCCCUACACGCUGGUCGGCUGCUGGGCCGAGGGCCAGGGCGUGCGGGCGCUGGAACAGAAGGCGACGAUCGACAAGGCCAUGACCAACGACGCGUGCGGGACGUUCUGCAAGGACUACAAGUACUUUGGCACCGAGUACGGCAGCGAGUGCUACUGCGGCAGCUAUGUCGGCGGGGGAACCCAAGCGCCGCUGGCCGAGUGCAACAUGCCGUGCGCAGGCGACGCGUACCAGUACUGCGGCGCCAGCAACCGGCUCGAGCUGUACAUGAACGCCAACGCGACGGGCGGACAGCCGGAGCAGCCGGCGGCGGUGGGCGACUACGUGCUCGUCGGGUGCCGGACCGAGGGCAACGGCACGCGCGCGCUGGCGGGCAAGGCGACGGCGGUCGAGGGCAUGACCAACGCCAAGUGCGGCGAGUUUUGCAAGGGAUCCAAGUACUUUGGCACCGAGUACGGGCAUGAGUGCUACUGCGGAGACGCGCUCGACGUGUCAAGCAAGGAGGCGCCGCAGAAGGAGUGCGGCAUGCUGUGCGGCGGGAACCCGCUUGAGUUUUGCGGCGCCUCCAACAGGCUGUCUGUGUACACGAAGAAGGCUGCCACGCCGCCGCCGCCGCCGCCUCCCCCUCCACCACCACCGCCGGCACCCCCAGGACCGGCGCCACCGGCGCAGAAUGGACGGCGAAACGUGCAUCGGCGGAACUAG
This is a messenger RNA of Hirsutella rhossiliensis, 3150 nucleotides long. Its product is annotated as WSC domain-containing protein. Gene Ontology annotation, molecular function: heme binding; peroxidase activity. Gene Ontology annotation, biological process: response to oxidative stress. Bases 1 to 3150 code for a protein of 1049 amino acids. NCBI's taxonomy places the organism in Eukaryota, Fungi, Ascomycota, Sordariomycetes, Hypocreales, Ophiocordycipitaceae. The transcript has 3 exons. The record is from RefSeq and is a predicted model, not a curated record.